Messenger RNA from Suillus paluster, 1549 nucleotides. RefSeq names its product isoprenoid synthase domain-containing protein. The transcript is spliced from 4 exons. The coding region runs from base 370 to 1407 and encodes 345 amino acids. The record is from RefSeq and is a predicted model, not a curated record. Lineage: Eukaryota; Fungi; Basidiomycota; Agaricomycetes; Boletales; Suillaceae.
UGGUCCGUGGACCUUGUUAGGUAUUACUGGCUAGAAGCAACAUCUAGGUGUCAAAUUCGCCGGUAAUCCGUGGAUGCGUUCCGAUUUGGGGCAUGAUGAUGAAUUAUGCGGUAUCCUGAUACGGCGCGUACGUAACAUUUUUGAAGUACUCGGAUUAGAUCUGAACUAUUUCGUGCGCAUGUUGCCUGCCCUUACGCCUGGCCUGCCGUCAUGACAGAUGUACAACACCGCGUUUUCUUGCGGGGCCUGAGCUGUGAUCCCCCGCAAGACUUCUAAGCUUCCAGAGCACCGAUCCAAGCCAAACGACCCGUCCACUAUAAAGACACCACAUGUUUCAACUGUCUCUUGACUUGUGUCUCCCCUUGUUCCAUGGCUCCUACUGCAAGCUUCACCAGGACUUGCUCUGACUUCGAGCCCGCAGGAUUUAUUUUACCUGACCUUGUCAGCGAUUGUCACUAUCCUCUGCGACUGAAUCCUCACUGCUAUCCGGUCUCUCGCGCUUCUGAGCAAUGGCUCCUUAAUGGAGCGCGUCUGGUAGAGCCCAGAAUAUCUAAAUUCAUGGGAUUGCAUGCAGGUGAACUCACUGCAGCUUGCUAUCCUGACGCGGAUGCUUUCCAUCUCCGAGUCUGCUCGGAUUUCAUGAACUGGUUGUUUAAUAUGGACGACUGGCUCGACGAGUUUGAUGUCGACAGUACAUGGGGAAUGCGUGAAUGCUGUAUUUCUGCAUUUCGCGAUCCAAUACACUUCCGGACGGCAAAACUUGGUGGAAAGAUGUGCAAAUCGUACUUCAGCCGCUUUAGGAAGACAGGCGGCCCCGGCUGCACCGAGCGAUUGAUCCACACAGUGGACCUGUUCUUCAUUGCUGUAGCUAAGCAGGCGGAAGAUCGUGCCAAGGGACGUAUCCCUGAUCUUGAAUCUUACAUCACCAUGAGGCGAGACACGAGCGGCUGCAAGCCUUGCUUUGCUCUCAUCGAAUAUGCAGCUCGGAUUGAUCUCCCCGACAAUGUCAUGUCGCAUCCAGUUAUCAUAGCAAUGGAGGAGGCAACCAACGAUCUCGUUACUUGGUCGAAUGAUAUUUUCUCGUACAACGUGGAGCAAUCUCGCCGCGACACACAUAACAUGAUUGUCGUACUUAUGUGCACACAAGGCCUGAGCCUACAAGGUGCUGUCGACUACCUUGGCCAGUUGUGCACGGGUACCGUCCAGCGCUUCGAAGACAACCGUGCUAUCCUCCCCUCAUGGGGAGAAGAACUCGACAAGCAGGUGGCUAUCUAUGUCGAAGGGCUGCAGAACUGGAUUGUCGGUUCACUGCACUGGUCCUUCGAUUCCACCCGCUAUUUUGGGAAGGAUGGGUGUAUUGUCAAGCGAGACCGAGUCAUCAAGCUACUUCCCAAAAGGCCUCUGUAAAGUCGACUUCUAUUGCAUCGGUUUCUCUAGAAUGCUACAUCAUCUGCGUCUUACCAUAAAGCUGGAUAAUUUUCUUCGGAUCCAUAACAUUCCUAACAUCCCACCUACCUUACUCACAACGGACCUUCGUAAUUUUCUACGC